AUAACAGAUGAGGGGGCGUGUCCUGGGGGGGUCCUCCGCUGCCGCCGCCGGAGGCUCCCAAGAUGGCGGCGCUGGCGGAGCGGGGCUACGCGCUGUCGUGCGGGCGGCUCGGCCGCGGCACCCGCGUCUCCGUCUUCCACGUCAAGCUCACCGAGUCCGCCCUCCGCGCCUUCGAGGCCUACCAGGGACGCAAGGAGUCUGUGGUGCUGAGACCGUCGAUCCAGUUCCAAGGAAAACAAGGGCACAUCUCGAUACCCCGGCCAGACUCUCUGACGGAAGCCCGGACCUUCUCCUUCUAUCUCUAUAUCGGCAAGGACAGUCCCCAGGGCAGCUUCGACUGCAUCCAGCAGUAUGUGUCCAGCGACGGGGAAAUCCAGCUGGACUGUCUGGGCAGCAUCCAGGAUAAAAUCACCAUCUGUGCCACCGACGAUUCGUACCAGAAGGCCAAGCAGAGCAUGGCCCUGGCGGAGGAGGAGACGCGAAGCAGAAGUGCCAUUGUCAUCAAGCCCGGAGGCCGCUACGUCGGCAAGAAGGUCCAGAUGCGCAAGCCCGCACCGGGAGCGUCUGACACGGUGCCCUCGCGGAAACGGCCAACACCCGUCAACCUCGCCAGCGCCAUCAAGAAAGGCAACAGCGCUGUGUCUCAGCGGCCCUUCCGAGACCGGCUCGUGCAUUUGCUGGCCUUGAAGCCAUACAAGAAGCCAGAGCUGAUCCUGAGGCUGCAGAAAGACGGCCUCGCCCAGCUGGACAAGGAUUCCCUGGAUAGCCUCUUGCAGCAGGUUGCAAAUGUGAACACUAAAGACGGAACAUGUACCCUCAAGGAUUGCCUCUACAAAGAAGUGCAGAGAGACUGGCCUGGAUAUUCAGAAGGAGACCAGCAGCUGCUAAAAAAAAGGUUUCUUUUCCGGAAACUCUGCCAGCCGCAGAACACCAGCUGCGCCCCGGAGAACCAGGCUCUAAGCCCCCCCAAAGACAGCGUGAGUUUGUCCUCUUCCCCUUCCCAGAAACGAUCUCAGCCGUCGGAGUUCAUCGACCCGCUCUCCAGCAAAAAGCAGAGGAUCUCUCACUUUGCCCAAAGGACUCCCGCCGUUUUCAACGGCAAGCUGAACGCCACCAACGGGAAGGAAGCCUCUUUGCCCGCAGCGGUGGACUCCGUCGGCUCCAGCUCCCUUUUGCCGCCCCUGGAGCCCCCAAGGCCUCACGACCCCCUGGCCGACAUCGGCAACGACGUGAGCCACAACGGCAAAGACUUUGAGGCGCCGGAGGCGGCCGACAGGCUAGCGGUUACUCGACCGGCCGCGGACUACGCACAGGCGAGCCGGCACAGUUAUGGCUUGCAUUCGAAAACCAAGAAGAAACUGAAGAAGCACAAGGAGAGGGAGAGGAAGGAGGAGGAGGGGCAGGCCAGAGGGAAGCCGCCCGGCAGCGCUCCCAAGAAGGACAGCGUGAAAACGGGCUCCUCGCAAAACACAGCAGGUUUGAACGGGGCCUGUAACAGCUGCAGUGCUCCAACGUCCACCUCAGAGAUGCCGAAUUAUUUGCUCAAAUACACGGCCAUCUCCAGCUCGGAACAGCGGCAGAGCUACAAGAAUGACUUCAACGCCGAGUACAACGAAUACCGGGACCUGCACGGGCGCAUCGAGAGGAUAACGCGGCGCUUCACGCAGCUGGACUCGGAGCUGAAGCAGCUGUCGCAGGACUCCGCCGAAUACAAGAUCAUCCGUGAUCAAAUCUUGCAGGAGUAUUGGAAGAUUAAAAAGACAAACCCGAACUACAGCCAGGAGAAGAACCGCUGCGAAUACCUUCACAACAAACUAGCCCACAUUAAAAAACUGAUAGCCGAAUACGACCAACAGCAGUUCCAGUCUUGGCACUGAUGCGAGGGCCGAGGGAGAGGCGGACGCGAUCCCGUGAACCAUUUCCAGGAGGAGAGAUGAUGAAAGAAGCGAGAUCCCUCGCUGACCGAGAGAGCCGGGCUUUCCAAACCUGAGGAGCGCAGAAUCCCCCGCUAGGACUCCUGUCUUUCUGCCUGCCAAGAACCGGCCUGCCCGAAGUCUCCACGCCUGGCCUCCCACCUCUCUCUCUCUCUUCUCCUCCCCCUCCCCUCCUGAUAUUAAAACAAAAAUUAAAGAGA
Messenger RNA from Heteronotia binoei (common prickly gecko), 2134 nucleotides. RefSeq names its product elongation factor for RNA polymerase II (gene ELL). The record is from RefSeq and is a predicted model, not a curated record. Gene Ontology annotation, molecular function: cis-regulatory region sequence-specific DNA binding. NCBI's taxonomy places the organism in Eukaryota, Metazoa, Chordata, Lepidosauria, Squamata, Gekkonidae. Gene Ontology annotation, cellular component: transcription elongation factor complex. Gene Ontology annotation, biological process: snRNA transcription by RNA polymerase II; positive regulation of transcription elongation by RNA polymerase II; transcription elongation by RNA polymerase II.